This is a messenger RNA of Labeo rohita (rohu), 1503 nucleotides long. It is a transcript of the gene kbtbd13a, whose product is annotated as kelch repeat and BTB domain containing 13a. Gene Ontology annotation, molecular function: protein binding. The coding region runs from base 1 to 1503 and encodes 500 amino acids. Lineage: Eukaryota; Metazoa; Chordata; Actinopteri; Cypriniformes; Cyprinidae. The transcript has a single exon. The record is from RefSeq and is a predicted model, not a curated record.
AUGACAGGAGGUAACUUGAUGGAGACGAGCAGCUGUGCUGGCUCAGAGAUCGACGUGAGGAAGACGCUUCACCAGCCUAUGGGUUUCACGAAAACAAUAGUGAAAGUGAGAUUUGGUGAAAGUGUCUUUACGGUGGAAAGAAGCCUGCUGGAGCAGCAGUGUGAAUACUUUCGAGCUCUUUUCCAAUCUGGGAUGAAGGAAUGCAUGGAGGAUGAGAUUUGUCUUCAGGCGCCGAGCGCUUGUGGCUUUCUGGUCGCCCUCCGUGUGAUGCAUGGCGAAAGACCCAUGCUGAGCGCUGACGAAAUUGUUGACGCCAUCCAAUGUGCCGCGUUUUUUCAGAUAGAGGUUCUUACUGAGCAUCUCAUCAAUGUUAUCAAUUCAGACAACUGUCUUCUUAUGUAUCACACAGCGGCUACUUUUGGUUUAUUGAAGCUCUUCAGAAGCGCAGCUUUGUUUAUUCGAGACAUGCAUGUAGACCUCAAAGAAGAUGUGAAGUGUCUACCAGACGAUUUGAUUGAAUAUAUAGAGUCGUUGAUUCCUAAUUCCUAUGUCACCGUCGGCACUCAUUCGCCAACCAUCAAGCUAUUGCAGGACUUCAUGAGGACUGUUUGUUAUCUUGAUGAGGAUGAGAAAGACUGGAAGGUUCUUACUCACUUGCCUCUCAACGCCAGCACCACCAUGGCAGGAGUUACGGUUUUAGACAACAAGCUUUACAUUGUUGGAGGAGUCUAUGAUAUUUCCAAUAAGGUUGUGGAUUCUGGUUUCUGCUAUGAUGUUUCUACAGACAUCUGGAGCACAUUUUCCAGCCCACAGCAGCUUCGCUACAACUGUACCUUGGUCAGCCACAUGGGCGACCUUUAUAUCAUCGGCGGAGAGUUUGAGAAGACCGUAAUGUCCUCUGUGGAGAAGUACAAAGUCUCUUCGGACACCUGGAGCUUUGCUGCUCAUCUUCCAAGACCUGCAUCCGCCAUCGCUUGCGCCAAAACCAUGAGAAGACUGUUCAUCUGCCUUUGGAGACCUAAAGAUGCUACUGAGAUUUACGAGUACAUCACAAAUAAUGAUGAAUGGGUGUUAAUCACGACACUCGUCCGCCAUCAAAGUUAUGGACACUGCAUGGUAGCUCACAGGGACAAUUUGUACGUUAUGAGAAAUGGGCCUUCUGAUGAUUUUUUGAGGUGCGUGAUGGACUGUUACAACCUGACCUCGGGUCAGUGGACGGCCAUGCCCGGGCAGUACGAGAACAGUAAGGGGGCUUUGUUUACCGCAGUAGUGCGAGGUGAUUCUGUGUUCACGGUGAACCGCAGAGCGACAGUGGAAUACGCUAUUGAGGACAAUAAAUGGAGGACAAAAAAACAAAUGACUGGAUUUCCAAGAAUUGGCUCAAUGUGGACGUUCCUCUUGAGACUGCCGAAGCAAAGCAGAGAGCUUUUACAAAAGAAAGAUAAUGGAGCUGAGAUCUCCUCUGACCUCAGUUCAAGUGCUUCUGUACAUUGUGUUGACUGA